This is a messenger RNA of Pseudopodoces humilis (Tibetan ground-tit), 1518 nucleotides long. The record is from RefSeq and is a predicted model, not a curated record. NCBI's taxonomy places the organism in Eukaryota, Metazoa, Chordata, Aves, Passeriformes, Paridae.
CCCGCCCCGCCUCCCUGCCCACCUUACCUGCGGCUCACCUGUACGGAGGAUACCUGGAGCUGCGCGGCGCCUUCCCGGACGCCUCCCCGGCCCGCUCGCUGUCCCCUCCCCGCGCCGCCGCCCCCGGGAAACCUUUCGGAGCCAAACCUUUGGCUUUUUGGAGCAAAUUCGACGUGGCGGACUGGCUGGAGUCGCUGAACCUGGGCGAGCACCGCGCGCGCUUCCUGCACAACGAGAUCGACGGGACUCACCUGCCGGCGCUGACCAAGGAGGAUUACAUCGACCUGGGCGUCACCCGCGUGGGGCACCGCAUGAACAUCGACCGCGCCCUCCGCCUCUUCCUCGAGAGCGGGCGCCGGGACGUGGACGUGGGCAUCCGCUGGGACACGAGCGUGCAACGGGAGCUGAGUGUGCAACAGGAGAUGGACAUGGGAGCCCGGCGGGAUCUGAGCGUGCCGCGGAAGCUGAGCGUGCAACGGGAGCUGGAGGCGCAGAGGAGGCUGAGCGUGCAACAGGAGCUGAGCGUGCAACGGGAGGUGGAGAUCCAGAGGAAGCUGAGCGUGCAACAGGAGCUGAGCGUGCGGCGGCAGCUGGAGCUGGGCGUGCAAUGGGAGCCGGGCGUGCAACGGGAGCCGGGCGUGCCAUGGGAGCCGGGCGUGCAACGGGAGAUGAGCGUGCAACGGGAGCCGGGCGUGCAACGGGAGGCGGAGCUGAGCGUGCAACGGAAGAUGAGCGUGCAAUGGGAGCCGAGUGUGCAACGGGAGAUGAGCGUGCAACAGGAGCCGGGCGUGCAAUGGGAGCCGAGUGUGCCGCAGGACAUGGAGCUGAGCGUGCAACGGGAGCUGAGCGUGCAACAGGAGCCGGGCGUGCAAUGGGAGCCGAGUCUGCAACGGGAGGCGGAGCUGAGCGUGCAAGCGGCCCCGAGCGUGCGGUGGGACGUGGAGAUGGGCGUGCAAGCGGAGCUGAGCGUGCAAGGGCAGGACGCGAGCGUGCAGUGGGAGCCGGGCGUGCAAGGGGAGCUGCUGAGCGUGCAAGAGGCGACGGGCGUGCAAGGGGAGGCGAAGGCGCCGCAGGAGCCGGGCGUGCAAGAGGCGCCGGGCGUGCAACGGGAGCCCCUGAGUGUGCAAGGGGAGGCGGGGGUGUGAGCGGGCGUGCAAAGGCGCGGGCGUGGGGCUGAGCGCUGCCCCCCACCCCACCCCCGGGGCACGCGCGUGUGCAAGGUGGCGUCGCUGCCCCACCCCCCUUCCUCGUGCCCUCCUUGCACACUCACAGGGUCAGCGCCUUGAACGCUCACGGCUGGGCCUUGCACGCCCACGCGUGUGUGCUCGGCCCUCUCCUUGCACACUCGUUACACACUCGGCCUUCUCUUGGCACACCCGUCACACACUCGCCCCCUCCUUGCACACUCAUCACACACUCGCCCAUCCCCUUGCACACUCGCCUUUCACACACUCAGCCACACCCCCUUGCACACUCAGCCCCACCCCCUUGCACACUCAUCACACACUCAGCCCCACC